Messenger RNA from Pseudozyma flocculosa PF-1, 1998 nucleotides. RefSeq lists its product as uncharacterized. NCBI's taxonomy places the organism in Eukaryota, Fungi, Basidiomycota, Ustilaginomycetes, Ustilaginales, Ustilaginaceae. The transcript has a single exon. The record is from RefSeq and is a predicted model, not a curated record. Bases 1 to 1998 code for a protein of 665 amino acids.
AUGGCUGCCGUCGACCGUCCACCGCAGCUGCCAGAGGUGCACGGCCCCGUCCGUCGCGGAUCGUACCCCAUCCAACGGCCGCCGGUCAGGGAUAGGAACAGCAUCUUCACCAACCCGUUUGCGUCGCAGGGACAGCAGCCGCCCCAGCUGAGCCCGCAGAGCGUUCCGGACACCAUCCGGGCCGUCAAUGGCGGCACGCGGCGGUGCAACGACAGCCACGUCACCAGCCCGAGCGUCUCGAAUCCCAACCCGCGCACCAUCGUCAUCUGCCUCGACGGCACGGGCGACCAGUUCGACAACGACAACAGCAACGUCGUCCGCUUCGUCCAGUGCCUGCGCAAGGACAGCCCGGACCAGAUCACCUUCUACCAGUCCGGCAUCGGCACCUACAAGUCCGGCCACCACGUGCAGGAUGGCAUCUCGGCCGCCGUCGACAUGGCCGUGGGAUCCGGACUGGGCCUCCACGUCCGCGGCGCCUACCGCUUCCUGCAGCAAAACUACCGCGAAAACGACCGCAUCUGCCUCUUUGGCUUCUCGAGGGGCGCCUACACGGUGCGCUCGCUGGCGGGCAUGCUGCACAAGGUGGGCCUGCUGCCGCCGCACAACACCGAGCAAGUCUCGUUUGCCUACCGCUACUUCAAGGACGACACGCCCGAGGGGUGGAAGAUGUCGGCCGAGUUCAAAAAGACGUUUUGCACCGACGUCGACGUCCACUUUGUCGGCGUGUGGGACUGCGUGGCGAGCGUGGGCUUCGUCCCGCGCACCCUCCCCUUUUCAAAGAGCUCCAACAACAGCAUCCGCCACUUUCGCCACGCCCUGGCCCUCGACGAGCACCGCGCCAAGUUCAAGGCGUGCCACUGGGUCCAGCGGCACGAGACGGCCGACCGCCUGCGCCUCCACCGCGACACGAUGCAGGGCGUCGUCGCCGAGCCCGAGCAGAUCAACGGCGUCAACGGCGCUGCGUCGCCGCGCGAGCCGGGUCAGACGACGCCCAACGGCAACGGCGUCGGACGACGUGCCAGCAUGGUGCGUUCGCUGGUGGGCAGCGUCUCGCGGCGCAACUCGAGCAUCGCGACGACGACGACGGCACCGACGACGCUGAACCUCGACGGCGGCGGUGGUGGCGUCGGGGCCGGACAGCACUCGCGUCGAGCCAGCUCGAUGGUGCUCGAGUCGCUCGAAAACGAAGACAGGCGGGACCUCGACAGCGACGAGCGCAAGCAGGCCAUGCUCGAGACGACGUUCGAAGAGAUCACCGCCAUGGAGGGCGAGGACAAGGACCGCUUCGAGACCGACGUCGAGGAGGUGUGGUUCCUCGGUGCGCACGCCGACGUGGGCGGAGGGGCGGUGCCCAACGAGACGCGGCACCAGCUGGCGCGCAUCCCGCUGCGCUGGAUGAUCCGGUGCUGCUUUGACUGCGACACCAACAUCCUCUUCCGCACCGAGGCCCUCGCCGAAAUGGGUCUCGACGUCGAGACCCUCUACCCAGUCUACCGCAAGCGCCAGGUGCCCAUCGUCCUCGAGCCGGAACCGAGGAUCCUCGAACGGUACCGCACCCGCACCCUCCCCUCGCUGCUGCAGCGGGCGCAGAGCAUCCGAUCGCGCACCCUGCCAUCGCGGCAACCUUCGCCCUUCUUCCCUUCCCCGCUGCCGUCGCCGGCCUUGACCAUGGGCCCGGGCAAGGGCGAGACCGACGUGCCCGAGGCGUACCUCAAGGAGGCCAACGAGGACUAUUUUGACGCCCUCGCGCCCAUCAACGACCAGCUCGAAGAGUCGAGGGCCUGGUGGAUCCUCGAGGCGUGGCCUGUCAAGGUGCGCAUCCAGAACAAGGACGACAACGGCUGGACAAAGCGCGUCGCCAUGAACCGCGGCCGAUACCGCGCCGUGCGGGCCGAGGAGCCGCAGAUGCACUACACGGUCAAGCUGCGCAUGGAUACGACCAAGUACAAGCCCCAGGUGCGGAUGGCCAGAGAGGCGGCGUGGAAGGUCGUGACCUGA